AUGUCGACCGCCAUCAUGGGCCGUGCUUGCCAGAUCGUCACAGAUUGCAACAUGUCGCACGAGGAGCUCGUGCGCCAGAUCAAACAUAACUCUCGGGGGCAUCUUGCCUCGCCAGCAUCGCGGGCGACCCGCGGCAUUCUGCUCGUUUUGAAGGAGUGGCCCUUCAAGGAUACUCCGGAGCGAACGUCCAGGGAGAAGUUCGGCAACGAGUUGCUAAUCGACAUGCUCAAACACUCAGGGCCAGAUCAAGUGGCGCCGCGUGUCAAAGAGGCGGCAGUCUUCCCCGCGCACGACCAGCCAGGCCAGCCUCAGAGCCGAUCCUCGUUCAAUUUCCUCGGGCAGGCACUGGUGCCGGCCAGCGGAACAGAUCGCGCAACGCGCAAAAGGGCAAUAGCCAGCAAGGACCACCCUCUGCACGUAGAGACCCCGUUGGAGAUUGCGACGGGGAUGCACGCGAUAAAGGGCAUGGUUAUCCAGGUCGAAGCGAUGAUCGGGGAGCAGUUGAGGCGCGCAGGAAGCAGGAUCACGAUGAGCAGUGGCGACCUUUCGCCCAUCGUCGUGUUCACGCAGGGAAAAGCCAUGCAGGCCCAGACUCAGCCCGCGGCGGACCGGCGGACCCAGCUCGAGCGCCAGCUCGAGCACGUUGAGGCCUCUUCCGACCACGUCCGCCGCACAGCGCGGCAGCACCUUGACACGCUGGGCGAAUUUCACGCCACGGCCCAGCGUCAGGCCUCGUUUGCCCCUUCGGUGACGAGCGCCUCCGCCUCCGCCGCGGCCGGCCUGCACGCGGCCCAGACGCUUCUUGCGCGCGCCCUGACGUGCACCUGCGGAAUGGACACUGCUGCGGAUGCCACGUCGCUGAGCAUCACGAAGCAGCAGCUCUACACUGACGCCCACGCGCGGGGUGAGCACUGUUUCAAGCGGCACGUCGCGGACAGUUUCGACGCGCGCCAGCUGCGCAUCACGGAGCAGCAAGGAUGGAAACAGCAGCUCGUCCCUGACGGCCACGCGUGGGACGACUACCGCAUCGAGUGCCACGUCGCGGAUCAGCACGACGGGAACGAGCACUCCGACGCCGAGCAGCACGUCGGAAACCAGCCGCACGGGUCCACUGCGGGCGGGGCGCGAGCUUCGAUCGGCACGUCGGCAAGCGCCAGCUCGAGCCUGACGCGCGCAGAGCACAGGAACAUCAAAAUGGUCGUCCAGCUGAUGCAGUCCCUCGCCCUGGAGAUCGAGAGCGACGGCAAGAACGAGCUGGCCUCCUACGACAAGUACGCGUGUUGGUGCGAGGACACGUUGGCCCGCAAGGCAAAGGAUAUCUCGGAGGCGAAGGCGAUGAUUAACGAGCUCCAGGAAGAGAUCGAGAAGUUGCAAGGAGAGGUCGCAGCGCAUGCCGCGGAGAUCGCGCACCUCGAGAAACUCAUCGCCGAGAACAAGGAGUCGCAGCGCGAGGCGACGGAGGUUCGCGCCAACGAGAACGCCGACUUCGAGAAGGAGAAGACCGAGUCCGAGCAGUGCAUCGGGGCCCUCGAGGCGGCCAUCAGCGUGCUCUCUGGAGCUGGCUCGGGCAAGAAGGGCUUCCUUGAGACCCUGCAGCAGGCUCGCGCGCUCAGCGUGGUGGACGGCGUCCGGGAGGUGCUCCGGAAGGCCAGCUACUCGGCACAGGUCCCGGAGAAGGACCUCGACUUCGCGAGGGCAUUCUUCGGCAAGUCCGGGCAGUUUAUGGUCCAGCACGGCGGGGUGUCAGCCGCGCAGACCGGCAGCAUUCACAAUCCGUUCGGCGAUUACGCCCCGCAGUCGGACCGCAUCGUGGGCAUCCUGAAGGGCCUGUACGACACCUUCACCCAGAGCCUCGAGAAGGGCAACGUGGAGGAGGCGGACGCCCAGAAGGCGUUCGAGGAGUUCAUGGCCACCAAGAAGGCCGAGCUGAAGACGCUGGAGGGUACCAAGGAGCAGCAGGAGCUUUCCAAGGCCGAGAAGGCGAAGAAGAUGGCGGAGAGCAAGCUUCUGCGCGCAGACACCCAGGCGCAGCUGAAGGCCGACGAGGAGUUCUUUGCGACCACCCAGGAGGGGUGCAAGGACAAGGCGAAGGAGUGGGGCGAGCGGGUCAGGAUGCGCACCCAGGAGCUCCAGGGCAUCAACAAGGCCGCCGAGAUCCUGAGCUCCCCGGAGGCGCUGGAGACGUUCUCGAACUCCUCCUCCAUCCCAGGGCGCUCGCUACGCAGAGAAAGGCCGUGGGCCCGCAUCGCGCCCUCUCCAGCAAGGUAUCACCAGAGCACUUCGUAG
Prorocentrum cordatum is the source of this 2286-nucleotide messenger RNA. The record is from the annotation of a GenBank genome assembly. Lineage: Eukaryota; Dinophyceae; Prorocentrales; Prorocentraceae.